This is a messenger RNA of Nematolebias whitei (Rio pearlfish), 2628 nucleotides long. It is a transcript of the gene fastkd2, whose product is annotated as FAST kinase domains 2. Gene Ontology annotation, biological process: regulation of mitochondrial mRNA stability; mitochondrial RNA processing. Bases 459 to 2435 code for a protein of 658 amino acids. Gene Ontology annotation, cellular component: ribonucleoprotein granule; mitochondrial matrix. The transcript is spliced from 11 exons. The record is from RefSeq and is a predicted model, not a curated record. NCBI's taxonomy places the organism in Eukaryota, Metazoa, Chordata, Actinopteri, Cyprinodontiformes, Rivulidae. Gene Ontology annotation, molecular function: RNA binding.
GGGACGCUAUAGGAAGGGACACUCGUCUUUGACCCGUCGCGUGCGGGGAAACAUCCUACAAGACUCGCACGUGAAGAUACCGCACAAGCUAGCAUAUUAUUUUUUAACGUCACCGUUAAACGACUUUUCUUGUUCCUUCUAACUUUACGCGGUACAGUUACUCAAGUUUCGUGUCCAUUUCCGGUGGAAAAGUUUCCCGCUGCUAACGAAAGCGCUGCUUAGCUAGCUUGUAGCUUCACAGGAAGGGGUUCGCUCACGAAAUGUCCUCGUUCUUACUUGAAGUGUAACAAUUUGAUCAGUUUUUUUUUAGCUUCAGAUUAGUCUGAUGGCUCCUGCCGUUUAACUAAAAUUGCAUUAGUACCAUUUAACUUUAAUAACGCUGUUUUAACGUUUAACAUUUUAGUUGGAUGCGGGUUGUGUUGUAUUAAAUCAGCACCUUGGCGUUUAGCAGUCCAGUUAUGUCAGUCUGGAUGACGGACAAGGUCAUGAGAUGGUCCCUGCGUUUCUACCGUGGCCGGUUUCCAUGGAAACAGCGCAGUUUCCUGGUGACGGCAUCAUUUAAGGAUGCAGUGGUCUUUCCCAUCCAUCGAUCUCAAAGGUUUUGGGGCUCAACGCAGAACCAGACAUGUCUUUCCAGGAGUCUCGUCGGUGCUGUAAGGUUCCACUCGCAGGGCGGGAAUCGCACCGAAGAACUUGAAGAGAACAUCCACCUCCCUUCACAACUGGUGGAGCGAUCAGCUGACGUCCAGCAAGACGGGACGGACUCGGACCUGAGACAUGCGACCACCCCUUUCACGAAGCACCUGCAGCAAUGCAGCUCGCCGGUAGACAUCUUGGACUUAACCUGUAAGUACUCGCUCACGGGUCAGGAGGUCAGCAACUCCCUGAACAGCAUGUGGACCUUCCUGAAGAAGAUGACGGAGGAGCAGCGGCCCUACCAGUUGCAGCUAAUUUACGAGCAUCCCGAGCUUGACGGGUUUCUACAAAAGGCCAUGAAGUCUCUUCAGCACAUGCGUAACAAUGACAUCACAUAUUCCCUUUUGAGCAUGAUCAGCAUGGGGAUACCUCAGCAUAGCCGCGUGGUCCAGACGUUCCUUCGAGCUUGUCAGGAGAGACUUAAUCACUUCGAUGAGAAGAGUCUGUCCAUCUUGGCUUCUUGUCUGGACCACAUGGAGGACAGUCCCAAUGUGGACGCACUCAAGAAGGGCUUGAGGUUGGCAGUCGUGGCUCGUCUUCCUGCGAUUAAAAACGUAAUGGCCCUCCAGAUUUUGAUGCGCCUUUUGUGGAAGGAUGCCCCCAACUCCAUUAAACAGAAACUAGAGAGUAAGGCCCUGUCGAUGACGGACCAGUUCAGCACCCCUAACGCCCAGCACAUGAUUUCCACCAUGGCCACAUUGAGCUUCUACUCCAAACCGCUGUUUCAUGUUUGCAUUCAAAACAUCAAAGAAAACCUCCAUAACAUCCCUUUUACCAGAUUACACGACGUGCUGCAGUCCUGUAAGAAGCUUAACUACAAAGACUUGUCUCUGUUCACGGGAGUUUCAGACUACGUGUCGUCCACGUUUGACAUGUGGACCAACAAACAGCUGCUCCAUUUCCUGUCCGUGUUUGCCAACUUGCACUUUAGUCCUGUUGCCUUAAUGGAGGCGUUCGCCGACAAAGUGAUAGAAAAACCUGACGCCCUGACUCUUAAAGACCUCCUGUGUAUCCUCAGGGUGUACUCGUCUCUGAACUUUGAUCUGAAGCAUCGGAGACGACAGUUCCUUGAUAGCGUCAGCUGCGCCCUCGACGCCUAUCUGCCCAAGAUGAACGGCAAGACGUUGUUGACAGCUGCGUACAGGUUCUGUCAGCUCAAUCACUUCCCACCGGCACUGCUGGAGCAGCUCCUGCAGACGAGCGUCCUGGAGCAGAUUCAAGAGGAGAAACUUUACAUGGACCACGAGAGAAUGCUUCGGACGGUGGACCUCUGCCUUCGUCUGGACCGUCCUCCUCUUCCUCGUCCCUUGUCCGUCCCCACGUCCGUCCUGGAACGGCUCACUCCCAUCUGUCCGGCGGUCAACCCGUUGCUCUCGCCGACCCUGCAGCAGCUGGUGGCAGGUCGGACGAGCACAGAGCUGCAGGAAGCCGUGGUGGUGGAGAACUUCUACGUCCUGGACGGCGUUCUAACUGAAGCGCCGUCAAACCAGACCUGCAGCUCUGCAGAGGAACCAGCAGAGGGCGCUCAGAGAGUCGCUGUAAUUUUCGCCCCGAACUCAAACGUUUGUUUCGGCUCGUCAAACCCUCGUGGUAUUCUCGCUACCAAGCUCCGUCACCUGAAGGCUCUGGGCUACACCCCCGUCCUGGUAAUGGAGCAGGAUUUAAAGUGCAACGCCACAGAGAAGAUGGAUGUCCUCAGACGACUGAUUUUUCCAGAACAAACGUCAGAAGCAACAUAAAGUGGAACAUCUGGACCCUUAAGACAGCGAGACUUGAAUUUAGUGAACAGAUGUGUAUUUCUAAUAAAGUACUAAAAUAAAUCCUACCCGAGGGAUUUUCUUUUGUUUAAAACCAAUUGGUUUCAACAUAAAACGUCAAAUCUUAUGUUCAAUGUAUUUUAUUUCCAAAACUAGUUUCAACAACUUGAUCUAA